UUUUAUUUUUAUUAUAAGCACAAUAACGACGAUUCCAAUUGUACUAAUAUUGCGCAGAAACAUGAAAUUGUAAUAGUUACUCCUUCAUUUUAAUUAUAGAAUUUAUCUCAUUUUCUUUUUAUAUAUUUUUGUAUAUUUUUGUGUGAUGUUUCGUCAUUGUAGUUGUUAAAAAAAUUGUGUUACGUUCUUAAUGAAAAGUUCUUAUUAAAGGUCAAUUUUCUUUUAGGAUCAAUUUUGAUUUCUCCAUGUUUCAAGAAAGUACAUAAAGGUUCGUCUUUCAAAGUGUUAAGUCAAAAUUGAAAAAUGACACAAAAAAUGAAAAAUGUAACAUAAAUUACGCUAUAACAUUCAGAAAGAAUUUCGAUGGAACAACGAGAGUCAAUAUUCAUCAACGCGUUUCUGAGCCGUUACAUCAGAGAAGCAAGCGCUAUGUACACUGAUAUAAACCGCGGUAAACGCGCUUGCGGAGUUCAUAGACCCAGCUGGGGACAUUAUCUGGCUCGUCACACAGCUCGGAAUAUAUAGGUGCCAAUAUAUAGACGGUGUAGCGCGUUUUCCGCACACUUUCCAAAGAAAUAACUAUCAUUCGGGAAAGCGGCACGUGGCUGAGAUUCGCAUAGCCGGCGCUCACGGCGAUUCUCACGAGUCCGAGCCUUCAAUUUCAAUCAACUGCAUAAAUCUCAGCGGGCCGAGAUUCACCGCGCAAUCAUUCGCAAUUAUCGCGAACGCGUCAUUAAGUCCCACGUCUUCCAUCUGGCUCGGCUCGGGAAUGAAAGAAUCGCCGUUCCGUUAUCGCCGCGUCCGCGUUUUGCGUUAGAUACGAUUUACAAUAGUAAUCCUGAUAUAAUACGAAACGGAGCUACAUUGUUCGAUGAUACAAAGUAUAUGUGAAUUAAAUGUAACGGUGCGGCACCAACACAUAAAUAUAAAAAAAUACAUAGCGCAAAGUUAAAGGAUCGCUGAAUUUCUGCAGAAAAAUUGUCGAUCUUUGAACUGUUAUAACUUUGCGAAAAACAAAUUGUAUAAAAAAUAUAAAACAUUCCAAGGACAAAUUAUACUUGGUAGAAUUUGAGAGAAACGAACGACGACGGAAAUGAUGAUCCAUCGGUGGUGAUGAUUACGUCAAUCGCGGAAUAUUGAUCGUUAUUGGCAGAAGAUCGUCUUCUUCACGCGAUACGUGUUGCACGUCAGUGUGUCAGGUAUUGGAACAAUAGGCCAUAUCGUUGUCCUCCUCCAGUUCGCCCGCUGUUUGGUUUCCUCCUUCGCGUCUCGCGUCCUGCAAGAGAGACAACUCCUGGCCGAUCCUCUCUCUGUCAGUGCGUACUUCACCCUCGUGCACGACACUUAUUCGAAUCCCGCGAAUACGCUCGACGCUCGACGCUCCGUUUUAUGUAAACAAAUAAUUGGUCAAAUUGCUCAUUCGCAAUCUUCGAAUUAAAUUGUCCAAUUAAAUUCUCCAAUUAUUUAUCUAACAUAAACUUUCUAAAAGGACAAUUUAAUCACUUAAAUAUCACGUAAAUAGAUCGAAUUCCGAUAUAAAUAAGAGUAGCUGUUUUUUUUUAUCUUUCUCUUUAAUCGUUAAUUCGAAUUUUGUGAGGAAAUGAGCGAAUGUGAUAUGCCAGACUCGCGUGGGCCUUAGAUUGCAGUGCGUGUCGCGCUUUCGACGAGUAGAGUUCCGUCGGAUUGUUAAGGGUUGAUGCGAAGAGAUCGCUAUUCAUGAUGAAUGCCGAGGAAGUUAAAGUGGGCUGCUUUCAAAUAGUGCUGGUGCUGCUGCUCGGAAUAAACUAUGUCAUCGUCUCUAUGAGCCACGCGUUGCCGGUGUUUUAUAAUUACACGCCGAAAUUUUAUUGUCAGGCGAAAAAUUCGACGAAUAAACGCUACGGCUGCCACGGCGCCGUGAACUCAUCGAUCGACGCCAACCUAACUUCUGCGGCACCGGAAGCACCGGUCUUCGCGUCCUGUUCCGGCGAAUAUCGCUUUAUGACAGACUUUGCGGAGAACAGUGUAGUCACCGAAUGGGGCUUAGUAUGCGAAAAGCAUUACCUAUCUCUCCUAGGCCCAACCGUUUACUACAUCGGGGUGCUUCUGGGUGCAUGGGUCCUCGGAUUUCUAAGCGAUCGUAUCGGCAGACUUCCCGUCCAAGCGAUAUGUCUUUAUGCACAAGGCACGAUGGCGGUGGCACUCUAUAUUGUACAGAGCUAUCCCGUGUUUCUCGCGCUACGUGGUCUUCAAGGAGUGUUCAUUCAAGGUCUGCAGAACUCCACAUACAUUCUCUCCUUGGAAUUAUUCCCAGCGCGAUCUCGCACUCUUGUCGCAUUGAUUAUGCAGAUCUUCUGGUCAAUCGGCCUCAUACUUCUCGCUGCGCUCAGCUACGUGAUCCCCGAUUGGCGAAUUUUACAACUAGCCGUUUCCGUGCCAACUGCCGCUACUGUGUUAUACAUUUGGAUUAUACCGGAAUCACCGAGAUGGUUGCUAGCUAUGGGAAAAUUGACAGAGGCCGACAUGGCGUUCGAAAGAAUCGCCAAGUAUAAUGAGUGCUGUAUCAGAUUGCGAACGGAAAACGUCCCUAUACACGAGGCGUGUGUGAAGAGUAAUACGACACCGAUAAAACCGAAAAGGAAGUCGCGAGUUACCAGUCUUGAUUUAAAGAAAGCGAGAACUGAGAAAGAUCAGCGAGAAGAAGCGGCAAAUUUAUUAAAUGAAUCGAAACCGAUCGAACAAAAAGUUACAAAGGAGGCUGCAAAAGCCAAUUCGGCGAAUCCAGAAAAUAGAUUUUCUAACGUGCCAUUACGUCGAAAGACGCCAAGUUAUACAGAAGAUUGUGACAAGAAGAAUUUGCCUUCAAGUUCGAACUGUGAUCGUGAGUCAAGAACGGUUCCACAAUCAGGAUGCGAUCAAAGAAUCUCUCUGAAAGCCGCGGAGGAGGUGGUGUUGCGUAGAACGAAAAAAGAAAAAACGAGUGAAAAUGAAGAAAAUGUGAGAAACAACGUCGAGAAAGAGACUUCAAACAAAAUAGAUUCAGUGUUAAAGAAUACGUCUGAAUCAUCAACGUUAAAAAAAUAUGGUUCCAUAAUGAUAUGCCAAUGGUUGACAUCUGCGAUGGCAUAUAGCAUACUUGACGAUCUGGCGCCGAUUUUUCCAAUUAACAGACACGUCACGUUCGCCUUAGGUGGAGCUUUUGAGAUAGCGGCGUACACAUUUACGUAUUUCGUGCUAUCUAGAUACGGUAGACGACUGCCGAUGUGUAUAUACCAAUCCUUCAAUGGCAUUAUUUGUAUUUUAAUUGCGGUUUUCCUCAUUUUAACUACCACUGCGCCGUGGAUUGAUUACGCAAAGACGAUAAUAUUGCUGUUCGGCAGAGUGACUGUCGCAAGCACCAUUUCUAUCGCUUACCUGUACACUGCUGAAACGUUUCCAACAGUUGUACGAGGUAGUUGCUUAGGCUUAUGCGUGGUAUUUGCAAAAAUCGGCAGUCUAAGCAUGCCGUAUUUGAUAUUAUCGGGACAACACAUGCCUCUUCCGAUAUCGUUAUUAGCUGUUGGCAUAAUGUGCCUCAUUUCCAGUGCUUUGGCUCUGAUUUUAUCGGAGACAUUGAGAAAAAUUCUACCAGAUCGAGCGGCUGAUGUGGAGAACGUAAUUGACGAAAGUAAUCGUAAAAGUGAUGAUAUUGAUAUUAAAAAUGACACGAGGGAAAACGAUUUGACACAGAGACAAAUUUUGAGGGAAAAGCUCUUCUCAGAAGAUUGGGUGGAUGCUGGCAAUGGGAUUCUAGUUAAUUUUGUGGAGAACAAAAGUACCGAGUAAUUGAGCGUUAAGAUAAAACGGGUUUGUGUAAAAUUGAUCGAAUUUAAUGAAUAUUUUCAAUUCGCUUCUUUUGCGCAAAACAUUGCGCCAUUCGUCAGUGUAAAUUUGUAAAAGAUUAGCUUAUUUUUAUUAACUAGAUAUAUAUAUAUAUAUCACGUAUAUCAUAUAAAAAAUCGUAUGUUGUGCAUGUACAAGAAUCAGACGAUAUUAUGUCAUAGUUGUGACAACAGAUAUUUAUUAUACUUUGAAAAAGAGCACGUGAGAACGUAUUAAAGGAUAUAAGAUUAAUAAUUAAUGUCGGAAUAACUCG
Molecule: messenger RNA, 4114 nt
Organism: Linepithema humile (Argentine ant)
Lineage: Eukaryota; Metazoa; Arthropoda; Insecta; Hymenoptera; Formicidae
Source: RefSeq, a predicted model, not a curated record